UUAACGAGAUCAGACACACACACAACUUAUCGAGAUGUUCAGUUGGAAGUAGCCUAGGCAACUUCGUUUUAAAGUGUUUUUUUUUCUUGAAUAGACAAUCCGGAGUUCUUCAUUUUAAACCGGUAAUGUUAUUUUAUGACACUUGCUUUGAAAGUAACUGGAACUAGUUUACUUUUAUCUUAAGAAGUAAAGACAAACAAAGCAGCAAGAUGACAGAGGAAGACGAAGGAAGUUUUUCAUAUAUAAAGACUUUUCCUCAAGUAUUUCCUGUAUUUAGAUUUCGUUCUCAAAGCGACACAUCUGCUUUUAAAUCAAGAAUACUGACGAGACUGCGUCAGGCUUGCUCAGUGGAAGGACUGGAAAAAUCUCCUCUGGCCAACUGUGAUGUGGUGGUGGGAAGCUCACAGUCUACUCAGGUGAAAGGAAAGGGCAAGCUCUCUUCUCUGGGGAAAAUCUUUAAACCUUGGAAAUGGAGGAAGAAGAGGACCAGUGACAAGUUCCAGGACCUCUCCAAAGUUUUGGAGAGAAAAAUAUCCACCCGGCAAACUCGAGAGGAGCUCAUAAAGAAGGGUGUCCUUAUUCCAGAACAAGAUGAUCCCUUGAGCACAGAGACCUUGAAUGGCCAUGCAGUGUCCAGUGGAGUUACUGAGAAAGUCAAAGUGGACAUUGAAACACCAGACUCGGUCCCUGAGGAGAAGCCAGAACUUGCACCUGUUACAGAGGACACAGAAGAGAAGAAGGACGGCAAUCUCAGCCCAAAGGCCAGUGAGUCAGGCGCUCCAAAAAUCCCUACUAAAAAACAGCAGGUCACACCCCCAAAACCCUCAGGUGAGGCAUCAGGCACAGGGGUGAAGAGAGGGGGCCAAGCGGGGGCCAAAAAGGUGACCAAGGGCACCACUAAACAGGUGACCGCUCCAUCCAAGCAAACCACCCGAAAUGCCACACGUGGCAAUGCUAAACCUUCGAAUGCUAAGAAAACUGCGGGCACAGCCAAGGUUUCCACUCAGGCUUCAGGACAAUCAUCUUCAUCAACCUGCUCUAAGGCCCCAAAGAACAACAGCUCAGAACUGACAGUAGCACAGCCAAAGUCUGCCAAAAAAAACGAACCCUCCAGGUCUCCACGACCACCUUCCAAAGUUUCGUCUGAGACGGAAAGCUCUAAAAAGGACCAUAGGAAAAAAGAGGUGACCUCCAAUGUUAAUAAGUCAGUUGAGGAGAAAUCCCAGAAUGGGAAGGGUGCGAAGGGUCAUCCUUCUGAACCCUCUUCGGAGCAGGACAAAAAGCAGCCCCCCCAUGUAAAUGAAGAAACUGAGGAAACUUCCUUUACUAGAACUUCAAAUGAACUUUCUGUAGAAACUUCAGAAAAAAAUUUGAACACAGAGAGCGAGACAGAGAAGGAAAGGACGACAGGGGACCAGACACAAAAGACUGAAGAUGGAGAGAAACCACAAUCCGUCAAUGUGGAAAGCCCAGAGGUGACCAUCAUUCCUGACACCAUUAGAGAAAACCAAGCCAAUGAUUCUGAUUCAGAUGGGCCUAUACUGUACAGGGAUGAUGAUGAGGAGGAGGAUGAAGAUGAUGAUGAUUAUUCCAAUAGCUCUCUUGCCAGCAAAAUACGGCGCAGAGACACACUUGCCAUCAAACUUGGUAACAGGCCCAGCAAAAAGGAGUUGGAAGAGAAGAACAUUCUUCCACGGACAUCAGAGACGGAGCGUCUGGAACUACGCCAGCAGAUUGGCAGCAAACUAGUCAGACGGCUGAGCCAGAGGCCGACCACAGAAGAACUUGAACAACGAAAUAUCUUAAAACAGAAAAAUCUGGAAGAAGAACAUGAGGCUAAGCAGGAGAUCAAAAGGAGACUUUCCCGAAAGUUAAGCGUCCGACCCACAGUCGCAGAGCUGGUGGCACGUAGGAUAUUGCGGUUCAAUGAAUAUGUGGAGGUCACAGAUGCAAAAGAUUACGAUCGACGAGCUGACAAGCCCUGGACCAGGUUAACCCCUGCAGAUAAAGCUGCUAUACGUAAAGAACUUAAUGAAUUUAAAAGCAAAGAGAUGGAAGUCCAUGAGGAAAGCAAACAGUUUACUAGAUUUCAUCGGCCCUGAGGCGGUGCCUGCCGGCAGGGGUGCUGGAAGGCUGCUAACUCACAGCUCUCUCUUCCUGUUUCCUCAACAAUGUUUCCUGCUGGGAGACUAACAGACUGGGUCUCUGCGGCUGACGGCUAUUCUCUGGCACAGGCUGCGCUCCCUGCUGGCCGUCUUGUCUUUGGUUAUUGCUUUCAGCCACUGGGGGGCUAUACUGUAGCAUUACUAAAGAUGGACCAGAAAUGCCAUUGCAAGCUGAAAACAGUGAGAGAGAGAGCGAGAAAGACCUUCACAAUAGAUUGAACAAUCCAAGGGUUCUGAUAAUUUUUUUUUUUCAGAUCUUUUAUUUUUUACACUUUUACACUAAGGACAAAACUUGCACUCCUAAUUUAAAAAAAAUAUCCUUGGUAAGGUUUUCAGCGCAUUCGUGGAAAACACGCAGUGACUCAUUCUUGCCACGUUUUUUUUUUUUGUAUAUUCUCCUACAGUAUUCAAUGCUGAGUCCAGUAAUAUCAAUAAAUAUCUGUGCAUGUGAAACAGUUUAUAAGACAUAUUUACCUGUACAUUAAAUGGGCAGCAGAGUCCAGGUUUAUUACUGCCAAUAUUCAUCUGUAUCCCGAUUAAUAUCCUCAAUAUAAUAGAUGUUAUGUAAUCAGAUUUAUGUUGUGCCUUGACAGUGUUUUUGUUUUCCCAAAGUCUGAAUACUUGAUAAACAUUGUAUUUGUACCUGCUGUUUAGGAAAACUAUAAUCAAAUGUUUGACAUAGUCCACAUUAUUUACCUUUCUGUGUAAAGUUUCCUCUUAAUGUUAUCACGGUUUUCCCGGAGGUCCAGUUAACGUGUCAUUGAUUUGGCUUUUAGGAUUGUACAUAAAUUGGCCUGUUUUAUUAAAACAAAGUGGUGCAGAGCCAGAAGACGGUGGUGCGGAAGAUGUGGCAACCAAGAGAAUUUAAUUAAAUAAUCGUUUUAACUUUAAAAUCUGAAAGGGCUUCUCCUCAUGUGAAAAGAUGAGAUUUUAGUCCACAUUGGAAUGUCACAUUUUGGUGCUUUAUGUAAUAUGUGCUUUGUCAAAGAUAGUUUUUUUUUUGUUGUUAAAUAGUUUUUUUUGGGGGGGGGGGCUAGUUUUUAAAUUAUUAUCAAAUCAGUUGUACAGACUGUGUAUGAUAUAUGUGAAUACAUAUAGUAUAUUGCACAAUGGUUUGUUUUCUUUCACAGAACUACACUUUGAACCUGUAUUUACCCUUUUAAUAAGUAAAUAUUUUAUAUAACUGUAAGUAGAUCUGGUACCUCAGAGAAAUCACCAGAAUGCCUUCUGGGCAAUUUUAGAUUUUAAAAUACAUUUAUAUUUAAUCUAUUUGCAAACAUAAGGAGGUGUUUUAUUGAUAUACAUAUGCAUUCACAUGCUGCUCAUGUACAUUCGAAAUCUAUCACGUUUAGAGAGAUAAACAUUUAAACUUUACCUGUAGGAGUCGAGACUUUAAGAAAUCUUACAUCAGAGCUAAAAUUUUGACUUGAGGAAUUCAAUUAUUUUGUAACAGAGUAGGGUAUGUUUGAAAUGUGGCUGUCCUUUUGUAUGUGAGCGUAUCCACGUAAUAAAUGUAAUAUUAAAGUAGAAGAACAGUUAGAAACUACUAUAAAUGUAGAUAUUAUAAAAUGCCGAAAGCCUCUCCAAUCCAAGUAUUAUUAUUAACACAAUUAUUAUAUCUAUGUUUUCUUGGAUCACCAUUUUAUAACACAAACACUGAAUGCACUAGUUUAACAAAAUGUUUGGCCAGUGGACAUAAUGCAGCAAGAACAUCCAGCUGGUUUCAUUUCACUGUGCAGUCAACUGUAAAAGUGCUGAACAAUCUAGAAAAAAGUAGAGAGGAUUUCUUAUGGAGCAAGAUGGUGUUAUUGUGGUGUUGAGCCUUUGAUUUUUAUUAUGUAGUUGUUAAUCAUAAAUGUUAGUUAGAGAGAAUAAUGUCAUUAGUGUAGUGCUCUAGACUCCGUUAUAACUUUAUAUUUAUAAGAUCACAUUAUAUUUGAUAUUAUUUGAUUUGCAGGUGUGCACAAACAUUUAUUUCAUAAAAAAUUACAGAUGUUUUCAUAAAAUAUUAGUCCUUAUGCCAAAAGACUGUAUAAAUGGAUACUGUAUGUGUAAAACAAAUAUCUUAUGUGUAUAGAAACUGUACAAUGAGCUAGUUUAAUAGUAGCUCUAUUGUCAUACAUGCAUAAAAUAAUACUUAGAUUUCUAUUUUGUGUUUAAAGGGAUUAUUAUAACAUGCAAUUCUUGUAAACGAUCAAUCAAAAUCCUGUUAUUAUAGUGCAUGCUGGAUGUUAUUCAAAAAUGUCUAUGUGCGUAAGUGAACAAAAACACAGCUGGUGUGAUCUUGAAUUGUUUCUUUAGUCACCCACAAAAUUAAUUGUACUAUCAACAUAUCUGUUUUGCGCUUUGUUUGAACUCCCUCACCCCAAACCUAACUGAAAGACUUGUGUAAAUGUAUACUGAAUAUAUUAAGAGCAAAUAUUUUUUAUAUUUUUUGGUUAAAUCUACGGUUGUAUGUGACUUUAUGACUGGGAUGCAGGUGACAGCUUUAUGUUUAACUAUAUAUAUGGCUUCAAGGUCAGCGUCAGCCCCCAAAGGACAUUAAAAAUGG
Molecule: messenger RNA, 4716 nt
Organism: Paramisgurnus dabryanus
Lineage: Eukaryota; Metazoa; Chordata; Actinopteri; Cypriniformes; Cobitidae
Gene: phactr2
Product: phosphatase and actin regulator 2
Biological process (GO): actin cytoskeleton organization
Molecular function (GO): actin binding
Source: RefSeq, a predicted model, not a curated record